AUGCUUUUGGGUGCCUGCUCCGAGACUAUUGAUUGCUACCAGCUUCGACAUGCCAGCACCCAACUCUACUUGCAAGCAACUUGUGACGGGCGAGCAUGUUCCGGCCAUCAUGAAGUCACCUUGGUUCCGUCACCGCAGGGAGCGGGUGCCCUCUGGUACUUUGUGGGUAACACUGCUACUGAAGUUCGGCUGCAAAACAGUCGAUUGGGUCAGACUUUGGGUGGCGAGGCAGCUGCAGUCGCAUCAUUUCAACCUGACAACUCGCAGCAGCCUGUAUCGUUGGAUGUGGAUCGGUUGAACGUGGCAGACUAUGUUCAGGCUGCAGGGAUCCAGUUUGCAAUGCGCAAUCUUCACACUUCCGACUUUCUCUGGAGUGACUGGGAAGGCUAUGAAUAUCGACUUCAUCCACAACGUGAUCUUUCCCUUUACGAUGGGCGGGCUCAUUGGCAGUUUCAACCCAUUAAUUGUGAUGGCGACACUUCCUCCACUGCGAGCAAGGAAUGUUCCAGCAUUACAAGUGUGGCUACGGAAGCCAUUCUGGGGGGCAGUGGAACCCAUGCUUACGUCACCCCUGGAGCAGAACCUUUCUUUGAAGAUGUGCAUGCCUUCCACAUCCAAGUUGUUGCCUGUGAUGACAUGGGGUCAACUUCUCCAGCGACUCUCGGUUGUAUACGAAUACAGAGUGCGAUCCAAUCAGGGCGCGUUAUUGGGAUUCAUUACGACGAAGCUAAAGGCCAAAAGGAGCUCUAUUUGACGGAUCGAAGCAAGGAUCCAUCAUCAAAUGAUCUGGCCUGGACUUGGGAACUGCUUCCAGCAUCUAGUGGCAAUUAG
Seminavis robusta is the source of this 831-nucleotide messenger RNA. The record is from the annotation of a GenBank genome assembly. NCBI's taxonomy places the organism in Eukaryota, Bacillariophyta, Bacillariophyceae, Naviculales, Naviculaceae.